Messenger RNA from Galdieria sulphuraria, 2053 nucleotides. RefSeq names its product orotidine-5'-phosphate decarboxylase isoform 2. The transcript is spliced from 3 exons. Gene Ontology annotation, biological process: 'de novo' UMP biosynthetic process; 'de novo' pyrimidine nucleobase biosynthetic process. Gene Ontology annotation, molecular function: orotidine-5'-phosphate decarboxylase activity; orotate phosphoribosyltransferase activity. NCBI's taxonomy places the organism in Eukaryota, Rhodophyta, Bangiophyceae, Galdieriales, Galdieriaceae. The coding region runs from base 479 to 2032 and encodes 517 amino acids. The record is from RefSeq and is a predicted model, not a curated record.
UCUCUUUGUUGAUCAAUGGAUUUCACUUGUGCUUUAAUUAUUUUGGAAAAAUUGUUUCUCAACAACAACUAUUAUGAUGAUGAUGAUGCAUAGACUUUAUUCGAUUGUAGUAUUGACACUAUCAUGUAUAGUUAUACUUGCUAUGGGAUCUCCCAUCAUGGGAAAACAAAGAUGGUAUCCUUCUUAUUCUACAUAUUCCAGUUAUCCUUCCUAUUCCUAUCCAGUAUAUCCUUCCUAUUCUUAUCCGGUGUAUCCAACUGUGCAGCCAUAUGUGUAUCCAACAGUACAGCCUUAUCCGACAGUUCAACCUUAUCCAACUUAUACGCCUUAUUAUUCCUCCAGUUAUUCUACUUAUACUCAAAACAGUGGAUUCUACUUCCCCAAUUAUUCGGGACCAGUCCAAAUCUAUCCUCUCUUCUCAUGAAUGAAUAACGAAGAAGAAAUCAAAAGUGGUUGAGUUUCUUUACAUUUUUUGAUCAUGUUGGGUUUUGUGAGUUGUUUCUCUUUUUUCGAUAAAGUUAGCUUGUUAAAUUUGUCGUACUUUUGGAUUGUUCAUCUGAAGAAUAAUAUGUCUUCACUGGACGCAUUGAUUAUCGAACUUUAUGAUAAACAGGUGAUCCAAGUGGGUUCUUUUCAACUCAAGUCUGGGAUCACUUCUCCCAUCUAUAUAGACUUACGUCUUACUAUCUCUUAUCCCUCUUUAUUACGUCAAGUAGUUUCCUGCUUGCAAGACGUUUGUCGGUCACUUUCGUACGAUAUUCUAUGCGGUGUUCCUUACACUGCUCUACCUUUUGCUACUCUAUUAAGUGUUGAAAGUGGAGUUCCCAUGGUGAUGAGAAGAAAGGAAAUAAAAGACUAUGGUACCAAGAAAGCUAUCGAAGGCGUCUUUCAACCUAAUCAAACUUGUCUGAUUAUAGAAGAUCUGGUUACUUCUGGUUCUAGUGUUUUAGAAACUUUGGAGCCGCUACUCAAAGAAAGUUUACGGGUAAAGGACGUGGUGGUUCUAUUGGAUAGAGAACAAGGCGGAAAAGAUAAUUUGGCAAAACACAACGUUCGACUUCAUUCUGUAUUGAAAAUGACAGAUAUUUUGGAAACUUUGAGACACUCAGGUCGGUUAUCAGUUGAACAAGUAACCGAGUUGUUUGAUUAUUUCCACUCAACCAAAGUAUCAUCGAGUCCUCUGAGUAACUCUAUUCAAAGUGGAUAUAAAGUGCAUCCUCUUUCCUUUGAACAACGUCUUUCAUUGAUUCGAAACAAAGUUGGCCGUCGGCUAUUGGAAAUUAUGUUAAAGAAGCAGUCGAACCUUGCAGUGGCAGCGGUAAGUUUUGUCAUUUUCAAUUCUAUCAAUCUCAUUCUUUAUGAGGAUGUAACAACCAGUGAAGAAUUAUUAUCCAUUGCCAAUGAAGUGGGUCCACAAAUAUGCAUUUUAAAGACACAUAUGGAUAUUAUUCAAGAUUGGACGGAAAGCGUAUCUGAAAAACUCGUUCAUUUAGCUAAGUUGCAUCACUUUUUGAUAUUUGAAGACAGAAAGUUUGCAGAUAUUGGCAAUACUGUGGAAUUACAGUUGACUGGAGGUAUAUUUCAUAUUGCACAGUGGGCAGACAUAGUGAAUGCUCAUAUCAUUGCUGGUCCUGGAACUAUUCAAGCGCUAAGUCGAUCUGCUGAACAUUGCGGUAUUUUGUUAUUAGCACAAAUGAGUAGCAAAGGGAACUUGGCAGUACAAGAAUAUACGCAAAAGGCAUUAGAAUUUGCUCAACAAUAUGAAGAUGCUGUUUUUGGUUUUAUAUCAUUGGGUUGUAUUGGAGAUCCAAACUUUCUUUAUUUUACUCCUGGAGUGAAGUUAGAAGGAGGAGGUGACUCUUUAGGUCAACAAUAUACGGAUCCUAAGACAGUUAUUGCUAUUCAAGGAAGCGAUGUAGCUAUUGUAGGGAGGGGAAUUAUUCAGUCUUCUAAUCGACGUGAAGCAGCAUCAACUUAUCGAAAAGCCUGUUGGGAUGCUUAUUUACAACGACUUGAAGAAUACGUUGAAUGAAAUAAAUAGAUCAAGUCCAAA